Messenger RNA from Chondrus crispus (carragheen), 174 nucleotides. RefSeq lists its product as hypothetical. The coding region runs from base 1 to 174 and encodes 57 amino acids. Lineage: Eukaryota; Rhodophyta; Florideophyceae; Gigartinales; Gigartinaceae. The record is from RefSeq and is a predicted model, not a curated record. The transcript has a single exon.
AUGCUAUCCGCUCUCAGAGGGAGAACAAUAUCGCAGGUCUUACUUUUUCGUGGCCUAAAACGCCGUAGCAUGAACGUGGCACACACACAAACGGUUGCAAGUUCAUACUCAGCAUCUCCGUGGCCUCUUGCAGGCGUGGACGCACACUUUCGGUUCAGGGACACACGGUAUUAG